Molecule: messenger RNA, 3449 nt
Organism: Aedes albopictus (Asian tiger mosquito)
Lineage: Eukaryota; Metazoa; Arthropoda; Insecta; Diptera; Culicidae
Exons: 3
Coding region: 1-3318 (1105 amino acids)
Source: RefSeq, a predicted model, not a curated record
AUGGCUCCAUCCAAAAGGCCAUCCGUGAAGAAGACGUCGAGCUUGAAGUUGCUGAUGGCCAAACUCAAGCAAAUUGAAGCAGCCUUCAACGACAUCCGUCGAUUUUCCGAGAAAAUCCAGGAAGCUACGUCCGCGACCCAAAUUCUCCUUCGGUUGGAAAAAAUCGACGACCUAUGGGAAAGGUAUGGAGCUGCGCUAGUGGAAGUUCAAUCCCACGAGGACUUCGACGAUGAAGAUGAGGAUGGUGACACACUCGAUAAGCAGAGGCAGGAGUUUAGUGACCGUUAUUAUGAGGUUAAAUCAGUUUUAACAGAUCAAGUUAGGAGUAGACAGGAACCAGCUAGUUUAAACCAAUCCAUUCGUGGGGAUCCUCCAGUGCCAGCCUCACUUGAUCACGUUCGCCUUCCGCAGAUUAAGCUGCAAACUUUCAACGGGGAAAUUGACGAAUGGUUGAGUUUUCGAGAUCUGUUCACUUCCUUGAUCCAUUGGAAAACAGAUCUGCCCGAUGUAGAAAAAUUCCACUAUUUAAAGGGUUGUCUACAAGGGGAACCAAAAACAAUGAUCGAUUCGCUCCAAAUCACGGCUGCCAACUAUCAUGUCGCUUGGGGAAUGCUGACCAAACGGUACAACAACAGCAAGGUGUUGAAGAAGCGGCAAAUCCAAUCCCUACUCAAGUUGCCUGCUCUUCCCAAGGAAUCCGCCUCUGAGUUGCACGGUUUAGUAGAGGGCUUUGAGAAGAUCGUGCAAACGUUAGACCAGGUUGUACAACCGGGGGACUACAAGGACCUACUACUCGUGAAUUUGUUGACGUCUCGUUUGGAUCCAUCCACUCGUCGUAGCUGGGAAGAGUUCUCCUCCACCAAGGACCAGGACACGUUGAAGGAACUCAUCGAAUUUCUCCAGCGCCGGGUUCGCAUUUUGGAAUCCUUACCACCCAAGGCUGCAGAAGCUACCAGAUCAUCCAACCAACCUCCGUCCAGACACACCGUGCACCAAUGUUCGUCAAAGGUUUUGUUAGCAACCGCAGUUGUCGUUGUUGAGGAUAACAACGGCAAUAGGGUCCCAGCUCGUGCUCUUCUCGAUUCUGGGUCGGAGAGUAACUUCAUCACCGAGCGCCUCAGCCAGCGCAUGAAGGUUUCUCGUAGCAAGGUGGAUAUUUCGGUUCUUGGCAUUGGGCAGGCAGCAAUCAAGGUCAACCAAAGGAUUGUAGUCACGAUCCGUUCCCGGCUGUCAGAGUUCUCGCGCCAGAUGGGUUUCCUGGUGCUUCCGAAGGUAACAGCCGAUCUCCCCACGGCUAACAUCGACAUCUCCGGCUGGACCAUACCGAAAGGAAUCGAACUUGCUGAUCCGUCGUUCUGCGUUUCGUCAGGAGUUGAUCUCGUUCUUGGUAUAGAAUCGUUUUUCGACUUUUUCGACUCUGGUAGGAAGAUUUCGCUUGGAGAGCGACUUCCGUCCUUACACGACUCCGUUUUUGGUUGGAUCAUUAGUGGAGGAUUCGACGAAGGGCUUCAAGGCUUGCAGAUCAACUGUAAUGUCUCUACUUCGGAUCGUUUGGAGGAUCUACUCACCCGGUUCUGGUCCAUGGAGGAGGUGGAUUCUACGAACUAUUCUCCUGAAGAAACUCGCUGUGAAGCUAUCUUUAUGAGUUCCGUACAGCGAGGGGCGGACGGUCGCUAUUCCGUAGCACUUCCCAAAGAUGAAGACGUCAUCUCUCGGUUGGGCGAAUCUAAGGAGAUCGCAUUCCGACGUUUUCUAGGCACCGAACGGAGGCUUACCAGGGACGCAAACCUCCGGAAACAAUACGUCACCUUUAUGGAGGAAUAUCUGCAGUUGGGUCACAUGCGGAGAAUCGAAGAGGAUUCAGAACCCACCAAACGGUGUUUCCUUCCUCAUCAUCCGGUGGUCAAGGAGGCCAGCACCACCACCAAGGUCCGCGUGGUGUUUGACGCAUCCUGCAAAACGGCUUCAGGAUUGUCGUUGAACGAUGCGUUGCUGGUAGGGCCUGUGAUACAACAGGAUCUCCGCUCCAUUAUCCUUCGCUGCUGUACUAAGCAGAUUAUGCUGGUGGCUGACGUGGAAAAGAUGUUCCGGCAGAUUUUCAUUCAUCCAGAGGAUAGGCCAUUCCAAUCGAUUCUCUGGCGUUCAUCUCCGGUGGAGGAGAUAGGUGUGUACGAGUUGAACACGGUUACCUAUGGAACCAAACCGGCUCCGUUCUUGGCGACUCGUACACUUAACCAAUUAGCCAUGGACGAAGGAGAACGAUAUCCGCUGGCAGUGAAGGCGAUUACAGAAGACACGUACAUGGACGAUGUCAUCACAGGUUGCAGUAACUUGGAGGAGGCCAGGAAACUACAAAAUCAGCUGGACGAAAUGACGACUAGUGGAGGUUUUCGGCUCAGAAAAUGGGCAUCCAACUGUGCAGCGGUCCUGCACGGUGUUUCCGAUGAUAAUUUGGCGAUUCGUCCGGCGGAUGGCAUUAAUCUAGAUCCUGAUCCGUCUGUCAAGGCUCUAGGUUUGACCUGGCUACCCGGAAGGGAUGUUUUCCGCUUCCAAUUCCAUGUCCCACCUGUCGAUCCCGAUGAAGUUCUCACCAAACGCAAGGUUUUGUCGAUAAUCGCUACGUUGUUCGACCCGCUGGGUUUCAUCGGCGCUACAACGACAGCUGCAAAGGUAUUCAUGCAGCUUUUAUGGACUUUAGAGGAUGAAAAGGGCAAGAAGUUGGACUGGGAUCAACCGUUACCUUCGACGGUGGGUGAGUCCUGGAGAAAACUGCACGUCCAGUUACCGAUUCUCAACGAGAUUCGUAUAGAUCGUUGCGUAAUCCUUCCAAAUGCAGUAGAGGUGGAGCUACACUGUUUUUCGGAUGCGUCGAUGAAGGCAUAUGGGGCAUGUCUCUACGUCCGCAGUCUAGACGAGGCUGGCAAUGUGAGAGUUCAACUACUGUCAUCGAAAUCGAAGGUCGCUCCGCUGAAAACCCAAUCCAUACCGAGGCUGGAGCUCAGCGGUGCAUUACUAUCGGCCCAACUCUACGAUAAGGUUCGUCAGGCAACCAAUCUUCAAGUUCGCACGACGUUCUGGGUGGAUUCUACGUGUGCUCUACGGUGGAUCCAGGCUACUCCAUCGACAUGGUCAGUUUUCGUCGCUAACCGAGUUGCGAAGGUCCAAGCGAUCACGGAAGGCUGCGAGUGGAGACAUGUGGCAGGUACGGACAACCCGGCCGACUUGAUUUCGAGGGGAGUAGGACCGAAGGAGAUCAUUAACAAUGAUUUCUGGUGGCGCGGGCCUAGUUGGAAAGAAGGCGUACUGCAGUUGUCGUGACAGCAUCAGCAAUAGCAGAAUUCAACGACAGGUUAAUCUCCACAACAAAAUCCUACACAACGUUGAUUCGUCGUGUUGCCAUCUGGCAGCGUUUGAUACGAUCACUACAGGUGCCAGAAGAUCGUCCGAAA